AGAGAGGCCAGUCUGGACGCAGCAGCGUGCGCUCCCAGCAGCAAAGGAGGCUCAGGGACAGAAAGACAUGGCCUGGAGACGGAUGCCACCUCUGCUGCUGCUGGCCUGCUUGUCGGCCUCCGUGUGCAGUGCCAGAGACAGGACAGACCUGCUCAACGUCUGCAUGGACGCCAAACACCACAAGACAAAGCCAGGCCCUGAGGACAAGCUGCAUGGCCAGUGCACUCCCUGGAGGAAGAAUGCCUGCUGCUCUGUCAGCACCAGCCAGGAGCUGCACAAGGACACCUCCCUCCUGUAUAACUUCAACUGGGACCACUGUGGCAAGAUGGAGCCCGCCUGCAAGCGCCACUUCAUCCAGGACACCUGUCUCUAUGAGUGCUCCCCCAACCUGGGGCCCUGGAUCCAGGAGGUGAACCAGAGCUGGCGCAGAGAGCGCUUCCUGAACGUGCCCCUGUGCAAAGAGGACUGUGAGAGCUGGUGGGAAGCCUGCCGCACCUCCUACACCUGCAAGAGUGACUGGCACAAGGGCUGGAACUGGACCUCAGGAUCUAACUAGUGUCCAGCUGGGGCCGUCUGUCGCACAUUCGAGUCCUACUUCCCCACUCCUGCAGCCAUGUGUGAGGGCCUCUGGAGUCACUCCUACCAGGCCAGCCAAUACAGCCGAGGGAGUGGCCACUGCAUCCAGAUGUGGUUUGAGCCGGCCCAGGGCAACCCCAAUGAAGAGGUGGAGAGGUUCUAUGCCUUGGCCAUGGCUUCUAGGGCCAUGCUCCAUGGGACUGGGCCUCUCCUGCUCAGCCUGACUCUGAUGCUGCUACUCUGGCUCCUUGAUUGAGUCCCCUCUGUCUGUCCCCAGCUUUGAGGCACAGGAUCAGUUUUCGCUCAGCACAGGUCCACAAAUGAAGCCCUAAGCUUGCCUCCCUGCAUUACCCAUCCCUCUGUCAACCAGUUCCUCAUGUGGAGCUUGGGGUU
Eptesicus fuscus (big brown bat) is the source of this 969-nucleotide messenger RNA. Its product is annotated as folate receptor beta. The transcript has 5 exons. Gene Ontology annotation, cellular component: external side of plasma membrane. Gene Ontology annotation, molecular function: signaling receptor activity. The record is from RefSeq and is a predicted model, not a curated record. Lineage: Eukaryota; Metazoa; Chordata; Mammalia; Chiroptera; Vespertilionidae. Gene Ontology annotation, biological process: sperm-egg recognition; cell adhesion; fusion of sperm to egg plasma membrane involved in single fertilization.